Zonotrichia leucophrys gambelii is the source of this 588-nucleotide messenger RNA. RefSeq names its product olfactory receptor 14J1-like. Bases 1 to 588 code for a protein of 195 amino acids. NCBI's taxonomy places the organism in Eukaryota, Metazoa, Chordata, Aves, Passeriformes, Passerellidae. The transcript has a single exon. Gene Ontology annotation, biological process: G protein-coupled receptor signaling pathway. The record is from RefSeq and is a predicted model, not a curated record. Gene Ontology annotation, cellular component: membrane. Gene Ontology annotation, molecular function: olfactory receptor activity; odorant binding.
AUGUGCUACGACCGCUACGUGUCCAUCUGCAAACCCCUGCACUACGGGACCCUGCUGAGUAGCAGAGCUUGUGCCCACAUGGCAGCAGCUGCCUGGGCCAGUGGUUUUGUCAAUGCUCUCAUGCACACAGCCAAUACAUUUUCCCUGCCCCUGUGCCAUGGCAAUGUCCUGGGCCAGUUCUUCUGUGAGGUGCCCCAGAUCCUCAAGCUCUCCUACUCAAAUUCCUACCUCAGGGAACUGGGGGUCAUUGUUGUUAGUCUUUUGUUUUCAUUUGGUUGUUUUGUGUUCACUGUUUUCUCCUAUGUGCAGAUCUUCAGGGCUGUGCUUCGGAUCCCCUCUGAGCAGGGAUGGCACAAAGCCUUUUCCACAUGCCUCCCUCACCUGGCCGUGGUCUGUCUCUUUGUCAGCACCUCAUUUUUGACUUACCCGAAGUCCCCCUCCAUGUCCUCCCCAUCCCUGGAUAUGGCCUUGUCAGUUCUGUACUCGGUGGUGCCUCCAGCCCUGAACCCCCUCAUCUACAGCCUGAGGAACCAGGAGCUCAAUGCUGCAGUGAGAAGACUGAUGACUGGAUACUUAGGUAAACAUUAA